AUGAGUUUCGUAGGCCCAAUGCCACUCAAAGCAGUGGCUCCCGUACGCAUCGCUGGUUCAAGGUCUCUUACCAAGUGCCAGCGGCGAUGCAUAGCGACGCAAGCGACAAGAGCACAACCGCGGAGACCCUCAAUAGCACAAAGACAGCCUCAGACUAGCACACAGUCAAUACGAUUCUUCCAUGCUUCCCCUCAAUCAUUCGCCAUGGCCGACCCAUACAAGACGCUUGGAGUCAGUAGAGAUGCAUCGCCAGCCGACAUCAAGAAAGCAUACUAUGGACUGGCGAAGAAAUACCACCCUGAUACGAACAAGGACGCUGGCGCAAAAGAGAAGUUUGCUGCCGCGCAAUCCGCAUACGAAGUCUUAUCCGACGCCGAGAAGAAGAAGGCUUUUGAUACGUACGGCGCAGGCGCUUUCGAUGCCAACGGUGGCUUCAAUCCUGGCGCCAGUGCCGGUGCUGGGCCUGGGGGGCCUGGGGGCAAUCCGUUUGGCGGGGGCUUUGGUGGUUUUGGUGGUUUUGGCGGUGGCGCACAGGGUCCGUUCCAAGACAUCAAUUUUGAGGACUUGUUCGGGGCAUUCACGGGCGGUCGAAGAGGAAGGGCGGGUGGGCGGAGGAAUCCUUUCGAGGAGGAGAUUUUGGUGGGCGACAAUAUCGAAGUGCAAACAAACAUUUCAUUCCUGGAUGCAGCCAAGGGCGUUAAGAAAGAUAUUCACAUUACACCACUGGUCGAGUGUGGGACGUGUAGUGGCAGUGGGCUGAAGCAGGGAGCAAAACGAGCAGAGUGUAAGAGCUGUGGGGGUACUGGACAGAGGGUAACAAGCAUGGGCGGCUUCCACAUGAGUGCAACUUGCUCGUCAUGCGGCGGUUCAGGAUUCGCAAUCCCCCGAGGCUCUUCGUGCGGCACUUGCGGUGGCGACGGAGCAGUCAAGGAAAGAAAAACCAUCACGAUUGAAAUUCCUGGUGGUGUCGAAGAUGGCAUGCGCCUGCGCGUCAACGGCGAGGGAGAUGCGCCACUUACCGGACAAGCCAUGUCUUCUGGCCAGAUUCGUGGUCAAAAGGGAGAUCUCUACGUCCUCAUUCGCGUGGCUACCGACUCCAAGUUCAAGCGGAACGGCUCCGACAUUCUCCACACGGCGACUAUCCCCCUGACUACUGCUGUGUUGGGAGGUGAAAUCAAGGUUCCCACCCUGGACGGUGAAGUCAAGGUCAAGGUGCCAACUGGCUCCGGCACGGGAGACCGCAUUACUCUUCCUGGCAUGGGCAUGAAGGUGCUUUCUGGACGACGUGGCGGCAAGGGUGACUUGCGUGUAGAGUUCAAAGUCAAUAUGCCCAAGUAUCUCAGCGUCAACCAGCGAACUAUUCUCGAGAUGCUUGCGGAUGAGAUGGGAGAUAAGAACGCACAGCGGGUCAUCAAUCCUGGCAAGAUGAAGGAUGAGGCAGGCAACACGACUCAAACCGGACAUGAAAACGAGGGGUUCCUCAAGAACGCAUGGCACAAUCUGACUGGGCAACAUAAGCACCUUAGCCCCGAAGAACGACGGCAGGCGGAAGAAGACGAGAAGAAGAAGGGGUCGGGCUGA
Molecule: messenger RNA, 1581 nt
Organism: Bipolaris zeicola 26-R-13
Lineage: Eukaryota; Fungi; Ascomycota; Dothideomycetes; Pleosporales; Pleosporaceae
Exons: 2
Coding region: 1-1581 (526 amino acids)
Biological process (GO): response to heat; protein refolding
Cellular component (GO): cytoplasm
Molecular function (GO): ATP binding; heat shock protein binding
Source: RefSeq, a predicted model, not a curated record